Huiozyma naganishii CBS 8797 is the source of this 462-nucleotide messenger RNA. It is a transcript of the gene CDD1, whose product is annotated as cytidine deaminase. Gene Ontology annotation, molecular function: cytidine deaminase activity; zinc ion binding. NCBI's taxonomy places the organism in Eukaryota, Fungi, Ascomycota, Saccharomycetes, Saccharomycetales, Saccharomycetaceae. The record is from RefSeq and is a predicted model, not a curated record. Gene Ontology annotation, cellular component: cytosol. The coding region runs from base 1 to 462 and encodes 153 amino acids. The transcript has a single exon.
AUGGACUACGAGAGGCUGUAUAAGGAGGCUGCCGCUGCGCGAGGGGCCGCGUAUUGUCCUUACUCGCGGUUCGCUGUUGGAUGUGCGGUUCUCUUGGACCAGGGGGGAGCUGGUGGUGGUGUGUACGUUCGCGGCAGCAACGUCGAGAACGCAAGCUACGGCGGGUGCAUUUGUGCGGAGCGUGUUGCGCUCGUGAAGUGUGUUACCGAGUGGGCGGGCACACCCUGGGCAUGCAUGGGCAUCGUCGGUGGGCUACAGGAGGAAGGUCAGGGGGACCCUGGCAGCAAGUUAAUAUCGCCCUGUGGGAUCUGCAGGCAGUUCAUACGCGAGUUUGCCAUCCCGGAGUUCCCCAUUGUGAUGUUUACGGUCGAUGGGUCGCAGCACAAGACGAUGACUCUCGCGGAGUUACUUCCGGAAAGUUUCGGUCCAGACCACCUCCAACAGGGGUCCGUCAAGAACUAG